Messenger RNA from Solea senegalensis (Senegalese sole), 1973 nucleotides. Its product is annotated as perforin-1-like. The transcript is spliced from 10 exons. Bases 9 to 1673 code for a protein of 554 amino acids. NCBI's taxonomy places the organism in Eukaryota, Metazoa, Chordata, Actinopteri, Pleuronectiformes, Soleidae. The record is from RefSeq and is a predicted model, not a curated record.
CCGCACACAUGUAUAUAAAAGUGCUGUCACUGUCACACAGCACAGCAGAGUCACCGCAUCUUCAGCAAACACGAGGAGUCACCUGGAGCCAAAACCGUGUCUGUUUGACACCAGCCAUGCUCGUCCUCUCAGACCACGCUCCUCUCUACCAGAGUCUGCUCCUCUUUCUGUUCCACCUCUCCCCUGUCCUCUCCUGUCCUGGGCCCCCAUCUCUAUGUCGGGCUGCUCCCUUUGUACCGGGUCACAACCUGGCAGGGGAGGGCUAUAAUGUGGUCACCAUGCGCCGACAAGGAGCCUAUGUGAUUGACAUGAAGACCUCCCUCAAGCCAAGUGGCACCUGUGAACUCCAUAUCAAUCCUCUUCAAGGCAACAAGCUCCAGAAGACACCACUCUCUGUCGUGGAUUGGCGCUCAUACAGCCGCUGCACCGCAAACCUCAUCAGCAGGAAACUCUCCACCUCCAGCGCGCUACUUCAGGAAUACACUAACCAGGAAAGCUCUGGCUGGAAGUUGGGAUUCGACUUAUCGCGUAUAGUGUCCGUUGGCCUGGAUGUCGGGGGGACGCGCUCCAAUGCUUACAACUUUGCUUCAUCCAGGACCAAGGAGGAUCAUUACUCCUUCAGCAUUCACACAAUCACCUGUAGCCAUUACAGCUACCGAUUGUCAAAUAAACGACCUCUCAGCUCUGAGUUCAAAAGGGAUUUGGAGAACCUGCCCAAUUCCUACUCUUCUUCCACUAAGGCGUCAUACAGAAGGAUCAUAACGAUCUAUGGCACACAUUAUAUCAACAAGGUGUAUCUUGGGGGAAGGUACCGGCAAAUCGUAGCAACGCGUACAUGUCUGUCCAAACUGAAUGGCUUCACUUCAUCCCAGACACACCACUGCUUGUCUCGGGGUAUCAAAUUAGGCCUGGGGAUGUUAUCACUAUCUCCUUCAUUUAAAACCUGCUCCAAAGUCCUAAAGAACAAGGACACGGCCACUUCGUACAGCUCUGGGCUCUACCAGCAGUUAACAGAGGUUAUUGGAGGAACAGGUUGGGUGGGGUCCUUUGCACUCACCAAGAACGACUCUGUGGGCUUCCAGAAAUGGUUGAAAACCCUCAAGGAUCACCCUGAUGUUGUUCGGUACACCCUACGACCGUUGUAUGCGCUGGUGCCAAGAAGUUCACAGAAGUUAGGACUGAAGAAGGCCAUUCAGGAUUACUUAAAAGAAAAUGUCAUCAAGAAAUCGACCACAAGCCCGAGCUGCGGCAACCGUUACCCUAACCUGGAUUCGAGCUGCUGUCCUAAACAGGCCAAGAAGGGAAGGCUGGUUGUGACCAUCGUCAGAGCUUGGGGUCUGAAAGGAGAUUUUUUUGGGAAGACUGAGGCGUUUGUUAAGAUGUGGUAUGGCGGGAAAUACCACAAGACCCACCGCAUAAGGUCAAAUUCCCCUCGUUGGAACUCACGUUAUGACCUUGGAAAUGUGGACACACACAUGAGCCUGAAGAUUGAAGUCUGGGAUAAAGAUGUGUAUUUUGAUGACCGUCUGGGAUCAUGUUCGAAAUCCCUGCUCAAGGGGACAAGAACAUUCACGUGCCGACUCAAGAAAGGUUAUGUUGAGAUCAAGUACAGUCUCACCUGUGAUCGUCACCUGACUGGAGACCAAUGCCAGAAGUACAACCCGUCUCCAUAGAGAUAUGCAGUCUGAGUGUUUGGUCUUUUGUGAAAACCUCAGCAUAUAAAAAUGACUUCUCAGUCACACUUAGCUUUGGAAGAUUAUCUUUUAUACAUGCUUUUACCUCUUGAUUCUGGUGGCGGAGCCAUUUCUAAAGAUUUUUUCUCAAGCUGAUUUAUAUUUUUCUAUUUUUUUCUGUUUGUCAAAUCUUUGAGCUGUGUACUGUUACUGUUACUAUUGGUGUUAACAUGAUUGUGCCUUGGUGUGGUGUGUUCAAACAAAUACUGUAAAUUCAAAAUAAACAGCAUCCUCUCUUAA